Molecule: messenger RNA, 984 nt
Organism: Linderina pennispora
Lineage: Eukaryota; Fungi; Kickxellomycota; Kickxellomycetes; Kickxellales; Kickxellaceae
Product: NAD(P)-binding protein
Exons: 3
Coding region: 268-984 (238 amino acids)
Molecular function (GO): oxidoreductase activity
Source: RefSeq, a predicted model, not a curated record
CUUUUUUCUCCUGUGCAAUGUAUGCGGUAGAGGGAUUGGCCCUUUAGAGGUUUACUUGGCAAGGAGCCAUGUGGGUCCGGGCUGGCAGGGCGGGGGUUUGCGGUGUAUGGAGGAGGCCGAUGGCUCCGGCUGGGGCUCCAGUGCACGGACAUGCAAAAAGGCUUUUCCCUCGUGACAAGGCAGAUCCUGUCGCCUGUGGCUCCUGAAUAAAUAGGUGGGUUUCGCCGGAGCAUUUUUCUUUUCUUCACUUCAAGCACGUAUAGCAACAUGGAUAUCAACUCGCUCUUCUCAGUCAAGGACAAGGUGGUGGUGAUCACAGGCGGCGGCAGCGGCAUCGGGCUAAUGAUCUCGACGGCAUUUGUCAAGAACGGCGCCAAAGUAUACAUAACCAGCCGCAAAGCCAAGGUUCUGGAGACAGCCGCCGCCGAGCUCACCAAGAUGGGCCCUGGCCAAUGCAUCGCCUUGCCGUGCGACCUGCAGAACCUGGACAAGACCUUGGAGCUCGCGCAGACAAUCGGCCGUCGUUCGCCGACUAUCCCAGACAAGGCGUGGACGAAGCUUCUGACCCUGAACGUCCAGCGCGUGUUCUCCGGCGGGCCACAGGCCGACUCUCCUGCGCGCAUCAUCAACAUCGGCUCGGUGGAUGGGUUGCGGGUGCCGGCGCUGAUCACGCCUGCGUAUGCGGCGUCCAAGGCGGCUGUGCAUCAUCUGACAAGGGUGCUGGCAGCGAAUCUGGGCGGCAAGCAUGUCACGGCGAAUGCGAUUGCGCCGGGCCCGUUCCAGUCGCAUAUGAUGGCGGCGACGCUGAAGAACGCGCAGGACGCGAUUGUGUCGCGGAUUCCUAUGGGCAGGAUUGGACGGCCCGAGGACAUGGGCGCGAUGUGCGUGUUCCUGGCCAGCCAUGGCGGCUCGUAUAUCAAUGGGACCGUGAUUCCUGUCGAUGGCGGCGCGAUCAUUGCCAAUCAGACAUACGCUCACUUGUGA